This is a messenger RNA of Prorocentrum cordatum, 2731 nucleotides long. NCBI's taxonomy places the organism in Eukaryota, Dinophyceae, Prorocentrales, Prorocentraceae. The record is from the annotation of a GenBank genome assembly.
CUCUCCCCGGCCCCGCGGGCGCGCCUGGAGUGCGGCUGGCCCAUCCGGCGCUGGCGGCGCGUGUGGCGGCGGCGGCGGGCGGCCUCUGGAGACUGGAGCUGGCCGGGGGCGAGGCGCCCCACGCCGCCCCCGCCGCGGCGGCGGCCCCGCCCGGCCCGAUCUGCCCGGCGCCGCUGGAGUGGGGCUGCAUCGCAGGCCUCCAAGGCUGCCCCGAUUGCCCCGAGGCACCCGCCUGCCCGCAUGGCCCGAGCUGCCCAGAGGCUGCGGCGGCCGAGUCAGGCGUGCCAGGGCAGGCGGGCGGCGCACCUGCUGGCCUGUGGGCUCUGGCGCGCGGCGGUCGGGGUGCGUGCAGGAGCGGGCCAGGAGGCCGACGGCGAGGCGCACGGCCAGCGGAGCUCGUACAGCUCGGAAUGUCCCGGCUGAUGUUCGAGGAGGGCGUGGCGUGGCGGAUUGAUCUGAUGGGUGGGCAAACGAUCGGAGUGCAGUGCCUAGGCGACGAAGUGGACCAAGAACGGUUGUUACUGCACCCGUGCUCGGCGAACCAGGAUCGCUGGUAUACUCUCACCCCCGACCUGGAUCAGUACGUGGAGGCCGUGACGAUUGGGCCCGACGCCCACAUCACGAGAACGUAUCCCUGUCCCGACGACGGCUCAAAAGCUGGCCCUCGAGGAAAGUGUACCGGAUCCGUGUUUUACCCGAGCCAGGACGAGCUGGUGGACAUGCUCAGCGUGGACACCGAACCGCCGUGGAGGGGUGCGAGGGCACCGCUCCGCCUGUCCUUGAGAAAGUGUUCCUGCCGACGGGCGAGGAGGUUGCCAUCAGGGAACUGGUGUUUGGCUGGCCCGCACCCGCGCGCCGCGCGCGCGGGAAGCAGGGCGCGGCUGACGGCGGCGGCGGCGGGGUGGCUCCCCCGCCGGGCCUGAGGGCCAGCUCGACGCCGAGCGCCCACUGGGGGGCUUCGGCUGGUACGCGAUGGGCUACGGCGGCGAGUUCUCUCUAGGCGACGAGGUCGAUGUGCGCGGUUGGCGCGGCGUGCGAGCUGGGCCCAAAGACAUGCUCGCGUUGGAUGGCCUUUGCUGCGUCCACUGCUGGUUGGCGAAGCCCGAGAGUGUCCCCGACCUAGUCAGGAGUGAGCGUUACCGCUGGGCUGCGGGCGCUGGCGACGCGGUGGACGGCGCCGCCACCCCGCCCGCGGCCGCCGCUCCGGCCGCCGAGGCCGUGGAAGCUGUGGCGCCCAGGGCCGAGCGCGGGCAGAUGGGCCCGUCGGACGAGGCGCUGCGGGAGUCGCUGGGCCUGGAGACUGACGAGACGACCGCCAAGAAGGACAUCGACACCGCCGCGGACAUCAGCACCUUGUGGGUCGAUUACGACAACCAGGGGGAGAGGUACAAGUCAUGGCGAGACAUGAUUCGAGAGAGCUCGCAGGAGGCCUUCCCCGACACGCCCCUAGAGGGGCCGGGCGCGAAGCCCGAUGCAGUGGCUUCUCGUACAUGUGGCUGAGGGAGCGCAAGAUCAACGGGUCGGGUCGGACGUGCUACGAGAUGAAGGUCUUGUGCGAUGCCCUCUACUUUGCCUGGGCGCACGACCGGCUGAACGUCGGCGCUCUCGCCUCGCUGGAGAUGCUCAGCCGCAGGAUCCAGAUCAUCAUCGGUGCCAACUCGAACCGUCGGGUCCACACGUGAUGCUUUUUCUUUCGUGCAAUGCUACGCUCAUGCCACGCGUGCUUCUUCGCAACUCCUGGCUGACGCGCGCGCUUUCCAGGAGUGUGCGCUUCUUUCUCGAUGUCACCUCCCUGGCAUCCGAAUUGUCUCUUUGGCGCCAACCGCUUUCCAAGGCACGGCUCACGUGGCCCCUCCCACGCUUGCCUGCGUAGUUUCGGGAAUUGCGCCCCUGGUGAGGGGCCGCCCGUCCGAGGGUCUCUGGCACGGGUCUCCAUGUGUGGGCCUGGCCCCGUGACACUCCCAGCCGCUGCGCCUACGUGUUCUGCUCAGGCCCCACCUGCUUGGAAGAAGGUCUUCUCUGCCCCGUUCCCCUACCUACGCUCUGCCUAGAAGGGUUCUUACUCGGUGUGCUUAAUGGGCCGGGCAGUGGUCCACGCCCCGGGCGCAUAACAUAGCAACUAGUGCUGGCUUCCUAGGGUCUCCAACUUCUAGGUAGGGUCGCACUGGGGUGCUUAUUAUCUCGGCCUUUUUGAGCGGUGGCUGACUUGUCUGGCCGCCCACGCGACCCUGUCGAGGAGCUGGGCCCUUUUCCCCAUCGGAGGGGCCUAGUGAGCAGCAGAGGUGAAGUGGCCAGAUGCUGUUAAAGAACAGAUGGGAGGCCUCUAGGCAACCAGGCAUGGGCUUCGCCCCCAGUGGGCAGAGCCGACGCCCUGCCGCAGCGAAAAGCUAGCCAGCGCAGUGCCCCGACGCAGUGUGCGCGGACCCUCGCCCCCCCCGGCUCCGCGGGCCAACGAAGCGCAAACGUGGACGCAGUCGCGCGGAUUUGUGACGAUCUUGUUUCCACGAAAAUCGGUGCGCUCCGACGCCGAGCCUGGCGGCAUCAUCGUCAUGUUUCGGGGCUGUUUUCCCCGAUCCGUGAAUGAGGCGCCCACGCGCCGAAUCCGCGGAUCCCUGAUCCAUGCUAGCGUGUGCCCGCGUGCCCGAGAAAGAGUCGUGGCGGCCCGGUUUUCCACCUCCGGUGGCUGGCCCCUCUUCGGGCUUUUUGGGGCCGCCAGGGUGUGGAGCGGGAA